Messenger RNA from Chelmon rostratus (copperband butterflyfish), 3466 nucleotides. RefSeq names its product tripartite motif containing 65 (gene trim65). The record is from RefSeq and is a predicted model, not a curated record. NCBI's taxonomy places the organism in Eukaryota, Metazoa, Chordata, Actinopteri, Chaetodontiformes, Chaetodontidae. Gene Ontology annotation, molecular function: protein binding; zinc ion binding. The coding region runs from base 158 to 1696 and encodes 512 amino acids. The transcript has 8 exons.
UAUUCGUUAACCCAUUUUCCGACAGGACGUAAAGGCGUCAUUUUUACGUAUGCCGUCAUCAGGGAAGCUACAUCUGACGAGAUUCAGUGUUCACAUUGAUGCUGUGAACGAAUGUAACGUUAUCCGUUGAAGUGAGGUGUCUGCUCUUUCUUCAGAGAUGGAGUCUCAGAAUUCAAACCUGACCUGCAUCAUAUGCCUGGACCGUUUUCAAAUCCCUGUAACCAUCCCCUGUGGUCACACCUUCUGUCAAACCUGCAUCACCAAGCACUGGGACACCAAGAGCAAGUCUAAUAUUGGACCCCAGUGCCCCAUCUGCAAUGAGAAGUUUGACACCAGGCCCAUCCUCAAGCGUAAUGUGUCCCUGUCAGUCCUGACUGAGGCCGCAAACAGCGGCCACUCCGGUAGAGAGCAGCUCAUGCGUGGAAGCGAUGGAGGGAGAGUCAUGCUGCUGUGUGAUCGCCACAAAAAACCACUGGUUUAUUACUGCAGGCAGGACAGAACGUCUGUGUGCUGUGAGUGCGACAUCUCUGAAUGCAAGAACCAUGACACGGUCUUGUUGGAGGCAGAAAGAGAAAAUCAAGAGCUGCUGCUGGAAAGGAAGAGUAAGGAGGUGGGGAAACUCAUAGAAGAGACAGAAAGAAGUAUUAAGGACCUUGCUGAGAAUAUCAAUCAAGCUAAGGUGACUCUUCAGCAGACCUCCACCUGGGUCAGUGUCAAGUUCUCCACGCUGAUGAAAAUACUGGCUGAGAAGCAGGAGGCUACAGAGCUCUUUAUUGAGGAGCAGCAAGAAGGUGCCAUCAGUGAGGCGGAGGCACGGCUAGCUGAGCUUGAGGAGCGCUCCAAGAUACUCCGAGAGAGACAGGGAGAGAUAGCAGCUGUACAUAACCUCUCUGAUACAGAGCUCAUCAAGGAAUCGAUGGUCAUAGAAGUUCCACGUCUCAAGGAUGUUCCCACAGAUGUAACACCAAACCUUCAGGAUCGAUUGAACGGCGUCACAGACGUCCUGUCCCGAGUCUCCAAAUUGGUGGCUGAGGACUUAGAGAAAGCUGUGAGCACCGCCGUGGGUCAGGACAAAGACGGUUCUCCUCAGGAUAAGAGGCCGAUCCUAGCUGUGGUUCCCAGUCCAGCUGCUCCGUGCCACCCUGGUGGGAAGGAGGGCCUCAGCGCUUACCGAUGCUCGCUGACCUUUGACCCUCGCACUGCCAAUGAGCACCUCUGUCUGUCCCUGGAGAACCGGAGGGCGGAGCACCUGACCUCCGGGCCACGCACUGUCCCAGCCCACGAAGCCCGCUUCGAUCACACCUGGCAGGUGCUCUGCUUUCAGGGCUUCACCCGUGGACAGCACUACUGGGAGCUGGAGGUGUCCAAGCCCUGGGCCUACCUCGGGGUGACCUACGAGACAAUCCCCAGGAAGGAGAAGGGCAAGAGGUGCAUGGUGGGUAUGAACGAACUGUCCUGGAGCCUGCAGCUGGACGAGCACCAGCUCAGCGCCUGGCACAACGGCCGUCGGGAGACUCUGGCCGGCCACUCCCAGCACAGCCGCAUCGGCAUGCUGCUGGACUACGAGGCGGGGACGCUCACCUACUACGGAGACGGCCAGACCAGGCUGCAUGCCUUCCACUGUGCCUUCAGCCAGGAGCUGUUCCCUGCCUGCUGGAUCGGAGAGGGGGUCAGCAUCACCCUCUGCUCCACAUGAACUGAUUCAUAAAGAGAAGCGAGAAGGGAGCUCAGUAUUAAGAAGCACUAUCAAACAUGGGCACUAGCUGACUCAGAGAGGAUCCCCCUUAACCAUUUAAGAGGUUUUUUUUAUCUUUUUUUCUUUACAGUGACUGCCUUCCUACAUUGUGUCAAUCAAAACAACUGACUGAUGGGCUUUCUCGCCCCAAUCUGUACACCUGGCUUUGGCUUAUUCACAUUAUCACUUACCACGUGACAAUAAUGUAGCUAAGGAAGUGGUCACAAACUCUAAAGGCCCUUAGGGUUCUGAUUUAAGGGCAGCACUACUUCAUUCCGGUUUGUUAUUUUCUUCAAUGUCUGAAAUAAACGUACAUUUUAAAUAGAUUUCUGCUUUCAGGUAGGAAACUCUGUCUGACAGAUUAUAGGACUACACAAAUUGUCCUUGUUCUACUGCAAGGCAAUACACUUAUUACAGGUGCGUUACAGCAAGUGACUCAUUAUGAAGUACAAAAAUUCGUAAAAUCCACGUCCAUGCUGGGUCUGUGCUGUAGUAUGCUGCAUGAUUAGUUAGACACCAGAGAGUUCCUGGGGACCAGAUGAGUACAGUGUUGUGUUGUUGUGCUGGACUACAACUAUUCCUCCAUCAUUUUCAUUAACCCCAAAGUGUUGUAACAUGGAUUUUCGAGUGUGGCACAUGCAGUUUGGCUGGUCUUACAAAUAUACAACCUUUAAAGGAUGACUGUGCAUGCUGCCAACUAGUCUUGCACAUAAGUCAGAUCCUACUGUGCCUGACCCGAGGGUGCUUUGAAGAAACAGAAGCCAUAUGUUGAGGAAUCACUAUAGCAUAACUUUACAAUGUCGCCCAAGCCGUCUGAGAAUCUGGCAAUUCUCCUGGUUAUACUUGAAUUCUGAAAAUUAAAAUUUUCAAGUUCAAGUAGAGGCCUCAGAAGAGAAAAAAGCAUAUUCAUUCAUCCAUCUCUUGCUUGGAAUUCAGUCCAGAGAAAUAUGGGAGUCAGUUCAUAAUGUGGUACCUUCAGGGCUAUACGCCGCCGCAGGAUAGAUUGAACAUAAAUUCAUUUUAUGAGACAUUAUCCUGUUAAACAUACAGUUCCCCCUGCCCCCUGUUGUACCAUAAGCAAUGUAGGAGAAACCAAAUCAUCUUUGUGGGCUGUAAAUUACUACUGCGAAUACAGGACUGAAAAUGGAGUGCCAUUUUUUUUAUCAACUUGGGAUCUUAUGAAGGCACGAACAAAUCGCCCUGCCUGUACAGUCUCAUGAUGCUGACUGUUGUGAUGGAAUCUGCUGUACUGUUCAAAUGGUUUUAAUGGGCUUUGGCUUUUUGCUUUUUUUUUAACCCAUGAGCACUUAGAGGGCAUACAAUAGCUGUGACCUUCAGGAACGUUGAGGUACUCGAGGCUCAGGACAUCAUCCAUCAGUCUUUGGGAAACAGCUGUGGAUUUGCACAAGUUGCCCAGAAGUGCAGACGAGGACUACUGACUCUGAGAAGGGAAAAAGCACAUUUCCAGGCUGUUUUGGCCUAAAUGCAUAGAACAUAACCCUCCUGCUGACUCUGGAAUAUGUUUGUUAAUUAUCCUAAUGCAAUAUGCUGUGUUCAAAGUGGAAUACCCAUCAAUGUGUGAUAUAGCAAUAGACAAAGACAUUUCUGUUUCACAUGAAUCAAGAUCCAUUUAAUAAAAUCCAAUCCACUGCAUACAUGCAUUAGUUGAGAUCAUGCUUUGAUUUUCUUAUUUGAGCCAUUUUACAUUAAUUAUUCAAUAAAUUAGUUUGA